ACUCCUAUGCCUCCUUUCCUGCUAGAUGCCAAAGACACCCUGGGGGUCCUCUGCCAUUUCUCCUCCUGUUUUGCCUUCCAGCACAUACUUGGCAAAGGGAGGAGAGCUCAACUCUCCCAGUUUUCUGUCUCAAAGGAAACUGAGGUGGCUGUCUCCUCCUUCCUAUAUCCAGGCACCUCUUUUCAUGGUGUUUGCAGAUAAUGGGUAUCUUUGAGGUUUUCAGCCAACUGGCAGUCAUGGAUGAAGUAGGAUGUGGCAUAAAAACAGGGUGACUUGACAGGGAGACCAACAAAACCUCUUCCUUUCCUUCAACCAGACUAAGGAAAGGAAAAAAACACACAAAAAAAGCAGAAAAAUUACUAGGGUUACUUUCAGUGCGUAGUGCUGAAAAGGGAUAAAGAAAAGGCUAGAAAACAGUCAAGAUACAAAACCACACAAUGUCAGGAUUCAAAAAUUGGCAUUACUUCUCCAGCUGAUGUGUAACAUUCAGCUUUCCACCACCUCAAAAAAGGGAUGAAAUAAACAGCUCAUGGGCAGAGAUGAGCUAUUAAACUAUAAAAAUAGUGGGAUUUAAGGUUAAAGCUAUACACCCCGGAGCGCAGAGGGGUAUAUGUGGAUGUGAGACAAGACUACGUGUUAAGGAGUGGUUGGCGCUCCCUGGUGGAUGGCGGGCCGCGCUUUGGGCGGGAAGGGGCGGCUGGGGCUGAGGCGGCAGUUGCGCCGCACUGAAGGGGUGGGCAGCGCAGCGAGAGUGUUUCCUGUGGGGCUGGAGCAGGCUUGUUUGGCGUGGGGGUGUGAAGAUGCUUGGAGAGUAGAGUAGAUGGGAGAAGUGAGGGAUGGCUGGUCAACAGUGGCGACAGCCCUAAGUGCAGAUGGUCAGCCCUUUUGUCUGAAAUGGCUGAAGAGAAUUAUCUGUCACUAACUGAAGUUGUAAAACAAGUUGCUGAGCAGCAGCAUUUACAGUCAUCAGAGAUAGAAAAAAACAAAAUCAUUCUUUUCCAAUUACAGGUUAGAUAUCAGGAACUAGAGAAAGAAAUGGAUUCUAUUCUGUUAGAAACGAAGACAACAGAAAGGGAAAUAUAUCUGCAAGAUGAUGCCAUAGCAGUGACAAAGUAUCACUGUGAAAGCCUAGAAGCUGAAGUCAGAGCCCUAUAUUUGGAAAAUAUGAAGCUGAGGUUUGAUAUAGAAACGAUACAGGAAGAAUAUGAGAUGGCGUCUGCAAGAAAUAGUAAAUAUCGGGAAAAAAUAGAGGCUCAUAAAAGUCUGUUUUGGGAGAUGGAAAGUAAAAUGCCCAUUAUGGUUGAGCUUGCUAAAAAGAAAGCUAUUGUUACAGAGCUGAGGACAAAGAAAGAGGAGUUAAUGAGUGACCUCCAGAAUCCAGAAGGAUCUGCUAUAAAGCAAGUGCAGGAAGAAAUUGCACUUAUAAAACAGGAAAUCACAUCGGUGAAGGAUUUCAUCAAUAAAAAAACAGAUUUGCUGGAAGAAAUUAAAAAAGUGCAUGCUAAGCUUAGAAAAGAAAUUGAGGUACAGAAUAAAAGAUAUGAUGCUAUUCUUAAACGUUUGCACUGUCAGCUGAACAAACUGCAUUCAAAUAAAAGGCAGUGGCACUGGAACAUUCAGCAGAUGGAGAAAAAGGCAGAAGAACUCAGAAAGUGUCUUGAAGAAGUGGAGUUACAGAUUAGCAUCUAAAACAAACCUAAUGAAGCAAUAAUGUGAUACAGUGUGGGUAAUUUUUCCAGACAGGUUAGGGUUUUUUUGUUAUUUGUUAUUUGUUUGCUGGGUUUUUGUGUGUGUGUGUGUGUGUGUGUGUGUGUGUGUGUGUGUGUGCAAAUACUACAAACAGUAAAGUAGCCCAGUACCUGGGUCAAGGCUAGGUGACUUAAUUUCACUUUUUUUUAAUUAAAAAAAAUGAAAUUGAUCUCAAUCUGAAAUAUAUUUGGAAUAACUUUUUUUUUUCCUUUCCUUUUUUUAUUUUCUUCUCUCUGCAGCCACAAGCUGUUUAGGAAGAAAGUUAUUAUUAUUUCCAGGUGUUUACAAAGUAUGUGCCAGUUUUACUUUAAAAACUAAUAUAAAGCCAAUCAAAUAAAAUUUGAUUUCUUUUUUUUUUUUAAUUAGAUCUCUGAAGAUUGAGAUCUACAUUUUUUGUCCUCCAGCAAAAUUAGUAUAUAUUUGCAUUCUUGGGAUACCAAAGCUCUGAUGGCCUGUGUUUUAUUGUGUGGGAAAUUCAUGUAGAUAAUAUCACAGCCUGUUUGCCAUAAGGCUGCCAAAAUGUCCUCAUAUUGUGGAAAAAGAGGACAUAGGCUUUCCAGCUAUAAAAGGCUUAGGAGCAAGUAUACUCAGAUGAAACUUUCAGGUAGCCCAAUUUCAAAUGGUCCAAUAUAUGUUUCCCCAGUAGCUAACAAAGAGGCAUUAAUAGGUAAAGAGAGUACUGCAUCCAGACUGAUUUUAAAAUGGAACAACUCACUAUCUAGAGACAGUAAUCACUGAUUGUAGAUCACUGAUAGCAGAGGAACUUGGAGCAUAGAGGAUAUUAACUAACCGGCCAUCUAACACUGAGUGCUCAGUACUGGGUAAGAUGAUUCUUAACGUAAGUGACCACCAGUGACACUCAUUAAAAUAGUGAACAGUGGAUGUCUUUCUUUGCCUCAUUUUUAUUAUGUGCUUUUAUGUGUCAUUUGUGGAAUUUACAGUACUUUGUCUAGGUAUUAGUUCUGGCUGGAUGUAACCAGUGACUUUUAUAUGUUAUAUGGAAGUGGGUAGCUUUUUAUUUGGAGUGUCACCUACAUAAUUUAGAUUUCUCUUUAUACCUGAUUUCUCUUUAUACCUGAAGUAUGAAGAUUUUAGCAAAUGGAGUGUUUACUAUUAAAACUGUUAAAUUGCCUAUAAAUUGCCUAUAUUCCCUUGUCAGUGUGGGAAAGUAAAGUUAUUAAUUAUUAUAUUGUUAUUAUUAAUUUUUGUAGGACAUUCAUAUAUAUAUAUGUUUUCCUUAAUAUGUAUUUUAAGUAAUACACUGUUCAACUCUCAGGUUAGUUUUGUAUGAUCUUUUUCUGUUACAAUAUAAUCAAUGAGACUACUUAUUUUAACACAAUACUGUAGAAAUAAAUAACCUCAAUAUCCUGUGCUAUAGUAACUAACUACAAUUUGAUAGGAAUAAUUCGAUCCAUUAAAACUUUCAAACGUAAUUUAUUUUAAAAGAAGGCAAAGAUUGACAUCUUAAAACUUACCCCUUAUCUUAACUACCUUUCUUUUCUGGUGUGAAUCACACAUUCCUUUCUUAUGAGUCUAGAAGGGGCACCGAUAGAUCUUUCUCUGGUCACGUACGUGUACAUUACUGUAACAUUAAAGCUGUUUCUCCCUACAUACGGCAGAACAGCUUGCAUUUGAUUGGUGUAUAUCUUCUAGAAAUGGAUUCAGACUUGAAAAGCUGUAGAAUUUACUGUUUAUUGGUAGUUUUGGUAAUUAACUGCUCUUCUUUUGUUUAGAAUCAAUUUGGAUUUGAAUUCAUUCAGCCAUCCAGUGAAAUGAGUGUGCAAUUUAUCUGGUAAUUUCUCUCCAUUAAAAAAAAUAACAUGUUGUUUGUUUGCUGAAUUAAAUAGAUCAAACACGUUGAAGUUAUUAACUGUCAGACCUGACUGAGAGCUUUAGCUCUCCUACUACUUUUAUCUCCCCUGAAGUAGUGCACCAUCCAAAACAUCUACGGUGUUAAAGUGACAUGGCCUUACAUAGGCCUUUUAUAACUUAUAUUGUCUUGUAUUCAGAGUUAUUUUCUCAUUACAUCAGAACCGGAACAGUAAAUGCAUGAGGGUAUAUUUUGUAGCAAAUACACAAAGUAAACCAACAGAAUUUAUUUGGACACUUACAUCACCAUAGAUAUGAUAUCACAGUUUAACCUUGUUCUUUAGUACCAGUUGAAAACAGCUCUAGCAAACAGUCCAAACCUUCUAACUUAACAAAAAUACAGCACAUUGGUUUUCUUUUUGUCCAACAAAGAUGUCCAUCAUUACUUCUCUGGGUGAUAGAAAUUUUCUGUGUAUCAACACACCUGUAACACAAUUCAGUCAUAUCAAGUAAAUAACUUAUUCCUACAUGUUACCUGCUUGGUCGGUUGGUUGGCUGGUUAGUUUUUAACUUAUUCUCAGUAAGUUUCAGUAACUUAUGGAAACGGCUUCUUUCGCACAUCUUUUUAACCGUUUUAGUAUCAUUUAACAAAGAUGAAUAUGCAAAUUGCGUAUAAUAUUACUGCACUCCUGUUAGUACUACCUGCUGAGGAAAGAUUCCCUUGUCCUACGCAGACUUCCCUACUGUCCAAAGCCUCAAGUUUCUAAUACUUCUUUUCGUUCAGUACCUUCCAAGAAAGCUCAUGGUUUUGUCUGCCAGAGUCCUUAUCAUCUUCAUUGGAUCUCAGCUAUCAAAGGUGCUUCUCAGCUUUCUUGCCACAAGGUAUAAACUCAAGCAUUCAUUUUGCUGUGUGUGUAUAAAUUGAAGCAUUUAAUUUUGUUGUGUCUCUCUCUGCUAUGUAUAACUGUUCUCAUUUUUGUGUCAUUAACAUAUUACACUAGAAUGAAGUUUAUCUUAUAUUCCAUACCAAAUAAAAAGUUUUGGUCCAAA
Messenger RNA from Numida meleagris (helmeted guineafowl), 4608 nucleotides. It is a transcript of the gene CCDC122, whose product is annotated as coiled-coil domain containing 122. The transcript is spliced from 5 exons. Bases 895 to 1689 code for a protein of 264 amino acids. NCBI's taxonomy places the organism in Eukaryota, Metazoa, Chordata, Aves, Galliformes, Numididae. The record is from RefSeq and is a predicted model, not a curated record.